AUGGCUCCUGUUUCUAUGCCUCCUGGUUUCCGGUUUCAUCCAACAGACGAAGAGCUUGUCAUAUACUACCUCAAGAGAAAGAUCAAUGGUCGAACGAUCGAGUUAGAGAUCAUUCCCGAGAUUGAUCUUUACAAAUGCGAACCUUGGGAUUUACCAGGGAAGUCUUUGCUGCCUAGUAAAGAUCUAGAAUGGUUCUUCUUCAGUCCUCGAGACCGCAAGUAUCCAAACGGAUCAAGAACAAACCGGGCGACGAAAGCCGGCUACUGGAAAGCCACCGGGAAAGAUCGUAAAGUGAAUUCACAUUCGCGGACCGUUGGAACGAAGAAAACGUUAGUAUACUACCGAGGAAGAGCGCCUCAUGGUUCUCGUACUGAUUGGGUCAUGCACGAAUACCGUCUUGAAGAGCAAGAAUGUGAAUCUAAAUCCGGCAUACAAGAUGCGUAUGCACUUUGUCGAGUGUUCAAGAAGAGUGGUUUAGCAAACAAGAUAGAAGAACAACAACAAAACCAUGUCAUGAAGAACAAAGGAACUACUAAUAGUGAACAGUCUACUUCAAGUACUUGUUUGUAUUCCGAUGGAAUGUAUGAAAACAUCGAAAACUCGGAAUAUCCAAUCUCACCAGAUACAGGAGGAGGCUUAACUCAACUUGGUAAUAUUUCAUCGUCGUCGGAUAUGGAAACAAUGGAGAACAAAUGGAGUCAGUUUAUGUCGCAUGACACAUCCUUCAACUUCCCAGCUCAGUCUCAAUAUGGAACAAUCUCAUAUCCUCCAACAAAGGUUGAGAUAGAGUUAGAAUGUGCAAGACUACAAAACCGAAUGUUGCCAACGGUGCCACCACUUUAUGUAGAAGAUCAAACACAUGGAGAAUACUUGGGGAACAACGUAGCUAAUGAUACAGAUGAAAUGUUGAGCAAGAUCAUAGCAUUGGCUCAAUCUUCCCACGAGCCACGGAACAGUCUAGACUCGUGGGACGGUGGUUCUGCUUCCGGAAACUUCAAUGGAGACUUUAACUAUUCCCGAGAAAAUAUCGCAUGCGUACAGGCGAACAUGAAGGCUAUAGAUAUGCAAGAACAUUAUGGGAGGUUUAAAGAAGAGAGGCUUGUUGAAAACUUGAGAUGGGUAGGAGUAUCAAGCAAAGAACUAGAAAAGAGCUUCAUUGAAGAACACUCAACGGUAGUUCCUAUAGAAGAUAUUUGGAGCUAUCAUAGAGACACUCAAGAACACCAAAAUCAAGAUCUUAUGGACGUUAAUAACAACAAUGGAGACGUUGAUGAUGCAUUUACACUUGAGUUCUCAGAAAACGAACACAAUGAGAAUCUUUUGGACAAGAACGAUCAUGACACAACGAGUUCACCACGUUUUGAUGUGGUUAAGAAAGUUGAGGUUAGCCAUGGAUUGUUUGUCACAACUCGUCAAGUAACCAAUACAUUUUUUCAACAGAUUGUUCCAUCGCAAAACGUUAUAGUUUAUAUAAAUCCAACGGGCGUAAUCAAUGAAUGUUGUCAUAAUAUGACUUCGAAAGAGGAGGUUCAUGUCGGUAAAAAGAUCGUCAAACCGCGAACCAAUGGAGUAGUCUCGACAAUUCUUGGACCAUGGAGAAAACUCGCUUAUGUUUUCGGCUUCAUUCCUAUGUUGCUUCUAUGUGUUCAUCAAAGAGGUAACUCUAUCAAAAACCAAAGCAGUGAAUGUUACUCGAGGCGGUCCAAGAAAGGAGAUUGUAACAAUCCGGGCACAGUACUCAUGAUGGAAAAUGCUGUCGUGAGAAGAAAAAAUUGGAAAAUGAAGAAGGAGCAAGGUUUGCGAGUUCAAGAUUGUUUCUUGUUGAAGAGAUUGGGGCUAUCUCUUGCUAUCAUCUUAGCUGUUUCUACCAUAACUCUUAUUUGAAUAUUGAAGUUCAAUAUAUCAUAUACGGCUUUGAUUUGCACUUUUUCUAUUGUACUUUCAUUUGCCUUUUCU
This is a messenger RNA of Capsella rubella, 1956 nucleotides long. Its product is annotated as NAC domain-containing protein 86. Lineage: Eukaryota; Viridiplantae; Streptophyta; Magnoliopsida; Brassicales; Brassicaceae. The transcript is spliced from 6 exons. Gene Ontology annotation, molecular function: DNA binding. The record is from RefSeq and is a predicted model, not a curated record. The coding region runs from base 1 to 1884 and encodes 627 amino acids. Gene Ontology annotation, biological process: regulation of DNA-templated transcription.